AUCUUUUGAAGACUAUUCAGGAUAUGAGGAUGACAGACAAAUAUUCUUGUCCCAGGCGUGUCUUUAUCAGGGCCGUCAGAUAAUCUUCUAGUAUUUCCUACAUUAUUCAGUUUAUGCCAUUUUCUGCUCGAUCUCGAAGGAUGUAGAAUAACGUGCCUAAACGUAUUCCAAUCACAUAUAAUGUCAGUUCAUUAUCAGAGAAAGCAGACCAAGAGGACAGACAUAGUAUUCAGGAGUCUAUAUAGAAGGACCAAAUAGCAUACUUUCAAACACGUGUGCCCAUAUCACAAUGUAGUAUCUACAACCAGUGGGUCUGGAACCCUUCUUCUCAACUUGUUACUCCUCACUACAAUCCUUAACACAAAAUGCCAACUUUUGUCUUGUAAUUUUCUGUAUGCACUGAUCUCUGUUGAUGCCAGCUUCCUAUUCAGGAAAGAUAAUGAUAAACUAGUCAUUUCUCCUUUUGAUCAUUUCUUACUCCAACUACCAUCUGUCAUCACUAUUAAAACCUUCGUUUACACGUACAAGUUUCUCCACUAAGAUUCUUGAUCUCUUCUGCGAUAACUCAACUCUUUCGAUCAAACAUCUCUCCAGAUAAUCGUUCAACAUGAAGUUGCUAGGUUGGAUGCACUCUAAACUAAAGCACAAAGGCAAUGAGCCAGCAAACAAUACUACCAUAGCAGGAAAUUCCAUGACAUGUUUCUCUGCCCACAAGGAGGUUAAAAGCAAUGGAGCGGAAAUGGACUUUCAAGAAGAGCAAUUUGAUGAAAUCUUCCCUGGCUUUUUGGCAAUUGGAACUCUGGGUAAUAACUAUCAGACAACUAAUACGGACCCUCCAACUCCAACUUUUCCCAUGCCGUUUGAGUAUGUUGAAACAGACAUAACAGAGAAAGAACUGAAGUUCAUAAAUGAUGAGCUUGAGAAGUUUCUUGAAGAGAAAUUAGUGAAUGAGGCUGCCUAUGAGCCAUCAGAAAGAACCAUUGCCCUCAGUGACGACAAACUCAUCCAAACAGGACCUACUGACUGUUGUGGUAACAUGGAGGAAUGUCCACUCCAGAAAUAUCUCUUGGGCUCUUCAGUUGAACUGCCAGAUAUAGAGGAGGAGGUAAAGCAACAGAAAACAUUCCUAGAAGAGCUCUUUAAGAAGAAAAACAUAGUUCAAGUCUGUGAUGUAGGAAAUGAAGGAAAAGAGAAGAAACAAGGCAAGAAAAAACAUGCAGCUCAUUUCAUGAAAAAGUUGCUGCGGAAUCUCCAUUCCAAAUCAAAGAGCUCUACUACAGAUUCUUCUAAAGGAAAAGUCACUGGAUCUGUUUCAAGCAAGAGGAAACUCCCUCAGGUCCUUAAAAUGUUUCACAGAAAAGUUCAUCCUGUGAAUGAGAACAAUCUACAAGAUAAUGAGACAAGCAAUAUCUCAUGCAAGGCUGGUAAUUCUGGAGCAAUUAGUGAAGCAAGCACAAAAUUUUCUCCAAAGAAGGAAGUAAUAAACAGGGAGCACUGGAUUAAAACAGAUAGUGACUUCUUGGUGCUGGAGCUGUAGAUGGAAAAUCUUGGAGAAUAUAAUACUGUCCAUCCACUAGUGAGCUGUGGUGUGCUAUUAAAUCGUCCAAGUGUGAGCGCAGUUGUACUGUUAAUGUAAAAAAUAAAUUAAGGACUACUUUAAGCUUGAUGAAUUGAUGUGCAAGGAAUUGUUAAGGAAGUAAUAUUGUCUGCUAAUUAAGGUUUUUCUUUUUCA
Capsicum annuum is the source of this 1732-nucleotide messenger RNA. Its product is annotated as protein LAZY 1. The record is from RefSeq and is a predicted model, not a curated record. The transcript is spliced from 6 exons. The coding region runs from base 608 to 1537 and encodes 309 amino acids. NCBI's taxonomy places the organism in Eukaryota, Viridiplantae, Streptophyta, Magnoliopsida, Solanales, Solanaceae. Gene Ontology annotation, biological process: gravitropism; regulation of auxin polar transport.